Xyrauchen texanus (razorback sucker) is the source of this 8844-nucleotide messenger RNA. Its product is annotated as nuclear factor of activated T-cells 5-like. Lineage: Eukaryota; Metazoa; Chordata; Actinopteri; Cypriniformes; Catostomidae. The transcript is spliced from 12 exons. Gene Ontology annotation, cellular component: transcription regulator complex. Gene Ontology annotation, molecular function: DNA-binding transcription factor activity, RNA polymerase II-specific; transcription factor binding; RNA polymerase II cis-regulatory region sequence-specific DNA binding. The record is from RefSeq and is a predicted model, not a curated record. Gene Ontology annotation, biological process: regulation of transcription by RNA polymerase II; cytokine production; calcineurin-NFAT signaling cascade. The coding region runs from base 244 to 3834 and encodes 1196 amino acids.
GGUAGUCUAAUUAGGAUUUCAAGGCAAAUUAACGUUGAAUGACAUUAGUUUCAAUUUGUCCAAAAAUAAAACUGCAACAGUUCUGGAGCUUUCUUCAUUUUAAUACACUUUAAUGGUCAGCUCUUGUUGUUCAUUGGUUGUCUCAUUUUCAUUCCAGGGAGUUCCCUCUGAAGCAGGGAGUGUCUGCAUACAAAAUGCUCUGCAGUUCUCUGCUUCAUAGAUGCCUCAUCCGACUCUUCUGCUAUGAACAUGGGAAGUCCUCGAACUGCUUUUCCCACCUCCUCCAGUUCAACCAUGCACUCCACAUCAGCUUCAGAAUGGAUUGCUGUAAAUGACAGCAGCACACCAGGAGAUUCAAACAGCCGAAGGAAAGCUGAGGUGUUGGAAGGCAAGGUCUCUAGCUGUAACAGGAUGUGUGGAGAAAAGGGUGGAGGAACCAGCCAGCAGACCCAACAGCAACACCAGAUGACACCCUCCAAACGGUCUGUCCUCAGCAUCUCACCUCCACCUGAAGACCUGCUUGAUGACAGCCGGAUGUCUUGCCAGGACGACCUUCUGCUGGACUCGGAACAGAGCAGCAGUAUCUGGAUGGAGAACUCUGUCUCUAAAUUCAGCAUCGUGAGCUCCAGCUCCUAUAAUGACAACACUGAAGUGCCCCGCAAGGCCCGCAAGUACACCCCUCGGCAGAAGCCUGGACCAAACCCGAUCCCAGCUGAAGAGGCCAACUUGGAUGUCUUCGAUGCAGAUAGUGCCAAAGGUCCACACUUUGUGCUUUCACAGCUUGGCCUAGACAGCAAGGUCUGCUCCAAAGCAAGUUCUGGUGGACCACAAUCAUCUUGUCACAAAGGUGGGAUACUGUCUGGUCAGUAUCCUCAGAAAAGUGAAGGGAAAGAAUUAAAGAUUCUGGUGCAGCCUGAGACUCAGCAUAGAGCCCGUUAUCUGACUGAGGGCAGCCGUGGGUCUGUGAAAGAUCAAACACAACAAGGCUUCCCUACUAUUAAGAUUGAUGGAGUGAAGGAGCAAGUGAUACUGCAGAUCUUUGUGGGCAAUGACGCUGGGCGUGCAAAGCCUCAUGGGUUCUACCAGGCCUGCAAAGUUACAGGCCGAAACACAACAGCCUGUAGAGAAGUAGACAUUGAAGGGACCACUGUUAUUGAAGUGCCUCUUGACCCCAGCAACAAUAUGACUCUGGCUGUAGACUGUGUGGGGAUCCUGAAGCUCAGGAAUGCUGAUGUGGAGGCCCGUAUCGGGGUGGCCGGAUCCAAGAAGAAGAGCACCCGUGCCAGGCUGGUGUUCCGAGUCAGCAUCCCACGUCCUGAUGGCUCUCUGCUCACGUUACAGACCUCAUCGUCCCCCAUACUGUGCACCCAGCCUGCAGGAGUACCUGAGAUACUCAAAAAGAGUUUACACAGCUGUUCAGUUACAGGGGGGAAUGAAGUCUUCAUUAUUGGAAAAAACUUUCUUAAAGGAACCAAGGUCAUUUUUCAGGAGAAUGCUUCAGAUGAUAAAUCCUGGAAAGCAGAGGCUGACAUUGACAUGGAGUUUUUCCAUCAGAACCACCUCAUUGUCAAAGUCCCUCCAUAUCAAAACCCAGCUAUCACAUCUCCUGUGUCUGUGUGUAUCUGUGUUGUGACAAAUGCUGGAUGUUCCCAUGAUAUGCAACCGUUUACAUACACUCCAGAGCCAGAUGUUGAUUUGUCUGUUAAGAAGGAAGUCUUGCCUCCAGUGACACCUUGUUGUUUUGAACAAAUCAAAGUAAUGGACAGUGCCUUGAUGGCCCCAGUUUUGCCUCUUGUUAAACGAGAAGAAGUCACUCCAAUGGAGGUCUCCAGUAACCCCUCGACCUUCAAGACCUCCGAUGUCAUCAAUUCAGCACAGAAGGCCUUAGAGAUGAGUACCGAGAUCUCCACCAAUAUUUGCACUUUUUCCAGUCCUCUGGCCCACCAAACGAGAGAACAGGAACCGUCACCUAACUCUGUCUUUUCCAACAAAGAGCCUUUCACCACUAUCCAAGAACAGGACCUUGCACCCAGCAGGUCUUUCCAUGUACCUAGUAAAUCUCUUCUUCAGCAAGGAGUCCAGCCAUUCAUUUUGGAACACAGAGACAGUCUUGGACAGGAGAGGUCUAGCAACACUAGCAUUUCAGUGGUGGGGCUCUCUCAAAUAGACAACAACCCUCAACAACAGCUUUCCCUUCUGCCUCCCGAUGAGGUGGCGCAACUGGAGCAGGCGGUACGGCAGCUGCAAGCAAAGGGAUUCUGCAACAUCCAACUCCAAUCUGAGAAUUCACUGUCAAAGCAGCGACACCAUCAACUUCAGCAGCAGCAACAGCAAAUCCAUCAACAGCAGCAUCAAAUCCACCAACAACAACAGCAAAUUCAACAGCAACAGCAGCAGAUACAGCACCAAGAGCAACAAAUUCAGCUGGUACAGCAGCAGCAAGUUCUGGAGAACCUUCAGCAUCAGCUCUUUCAGCCACAGGUUCAAAUUCAUUGUAGUUCAGAGCAGCAGAGCUCUUCACAUGGUAUGGUGCAGAAUGGGAGUUCUCUCUUCCAGCAGACACCACCACCACCACCACAACAACAACAACAACAACAACAGGCAGCUUUAUUUCACCAAGCCAAGGACCUCAUAUCCAUUCAAGCUGGCUUUCUUCAGCAGCAACCCAACCAUUCCUCACCUUCCCUUUUUCACAAUCCUACGGCCCUGGCUGAAGCCCAAAGCCCACAGGAGGCUCUUUUUCACACACAGAAGACCUCACACAACCAGGACCAGGUACAAGCUUCCCUUUUCCAAAGCAAUCUCUCUGUUCUCAGUGGAUCCAGUAUGUCCACAGAAGCUCAGCCUUCUCCUACUAGUUUGUUUCUUUCCCAGAACACAGUACCAGGUAAACUCCCAGUCAACGCCAGCCAGCCUCAGCAACUAGCUUUUCUCACUUCUAUGCAGACAUCUUCUCUAGAGGCCCCGUCUGUAUUCCAGGAUCCCAUCCAGCAAAGCACUCCAAUGGAGCAACAACAGUCCAAACCUGGUUCUCUAUUCCAGAGCAUAUCCCAAUCACCAAGCAAGCUCUCCUCUGGCCAGCAACAGCAGCCUGGUCUUCUCCUCAGUUCGUUAUCAUCUGCAGUGACACAAGACCAAACCUCCAAUCUGUUAUUCUGUGGCCAAGUCCAGAUGUCAUCGAUGAACAACAACACCCUAACUUCCCCAGAACCUCAAAACACCUCCCUACCCUUUACUGUCCGGCAGCAGGAGCCAUCUGAACCCAUGACGUUUCAGGAUCAGACUACGAUGGUGGUCAACCCGUCCUCAAAAAAGCCCUUGUUCAAGGACCAGCAACCCAUGCAGUUGGUGCCAAGUUCUGGUACCGACACUUCACAGUCUGUAAACCUCUUCAUGGCACAGUCCAAUUUGCCAGGGGGGAUGGCUUCUCAAGAAACACUUUUUGCACCACCAAAUGAUGUAGCUGGACUUCAGACCAGCACUUCCUCUCCAGUACAACAGCCUGGUCCCUUCUUUCAGACUACAAUGAGUGGAAGCCUCAACCAGCCCAACCAGAACCAGCAGCCCAAUCUCUUCCUCUUUGAGAUCCAUAAUGAGUGCCAUCAACUGAUGAACUCCCAAGGAACCUCGCUAUCUGAUCAGAUCAUUGCCAUCAAUCAGUCUGGUCAAAGUCAGCAAGAGAGCGAGGGGCAAAUCCAGUCUUUACUUGGGCAACCCAUGUCAGACCCUGGAAGUGUGCAGAACACCAUGACAACCUCUCAGAACAUGGAGAAGAUUGAUGACCUUCUGGUUAGCCUUCAGGAGCAAGGCAAUAACAUCUCCCAUUCGUAUUAGAGCCUUCAAGCUUUACCUUCUCAAUAGUUCCCUUCCAUAUAGGUUUAUUGAUAUUUCUUGCACGCAUAUUGAAUAUUUGGAUUUCUUAUAUAUUGGAUAUUGAAAAAAAAUAUAGAAUUUUGGAGAUAUUUUGCUCAUACCGAUCAUUAAAAACAACUAUUGACUCUUACAAAGUUCUCAGAGUAGGACAUUCACUUUUACUUAACUCUGCCCAUGAACUUUGAGAAACUAGUCGGCUGUUGACAGAUUUGGCAAAACCUGUUGUUGAAUCACAACUGGAUCUACAACUUAUCUACAAAUUCUCCUGCUAUUACACAUUGACAGCACUGAUUUUAGAGCAGGACACAUAUGGUGUGCAGUUAUGCUUUGUAGUGACACCACUGCAAAUAUGAACAUCAUUUCUGGAUUCCCCCCAUCUUUUUAAUUGAGUCUUGGGAUGUCUAUUUUAGCUGUGAACUUAACUUAUCAUAAAAUAUAGAAUGCCUGGUAUUGGCAUAUCUCAAUACAAGCAGUCUGCGGUGAGAUUUUUCAUAUCAGUUUUUUUAUAUAUAAAAACGCAUAAUGUUCUUUUCUGUCUCAGUACACUUGAGAAUCUAUUUAUAUGCUAUUUGUUUUUUGUUUUUUUGUUUGUUUUUUUAGAUUAGUCAAACUGCAAAAGAAAAUAUAUUUUAUGAAAAAAUUGUUUUGGCAUUUUCCUCCUAGCACUUUAUAUGCAGUAUGUUUUCAGUGUGGUUAGUUACUCCUGAUUUUACAUUUCGUCAAGUUUUUCUCAACUUUUGUUUACUUUAUACAUAAUUCUACUGUCUUUCAUCUGUUUACACAACUGUUUAUUUUAGAUAGUCAAUCAGAAAUGCACCUUCAUGGAUAAAACUCUGAAUCUGAAUCUAAAAUACAAAGAGCAUUUAUUUACUGUAACUUCUAGUAUUAACUUUUAAUUUAGGUUCAAUUAAGUAAUUUCUUGCUCAGUUAGCUUGUGUGGUUUCUGAUGUCUACAAUUGCAUGUCAGAGUGUCCUAUAUACAUGCAUUUGUGUGACAUAUAAUAUGUGUAUAAGUGUCUUUUUUUCUUCUAUUAAUUUUUAAAUAUUUGAAUAUGAUGUUCAAAUAAUUUUGUCAUUAUUUUAUUUGCCAGCGUCUGGAACGCUGUAACAGGGCAGAUUGCCUUUAUUGGCAAAUCAGAAGGGAGUGUCCAACCAGUAUUACAAAUAAGUUCUCUAAAUAUACUGGCAUGCAGUAUAUACACGUAUAUUGUAAAGGCUGGCAAAGCAACCCUUUAAAGAAGUAACCCUUUAUCUAUUUAAGCAGAAAUAUAGUUUGGAUCAAGCGUUUAACCUUGUCAUAACUUAGGGUACAAUGAGGCUAAAGGCCCUUGGGAAAAAGGCACUUUUGAUUUCAUUUACUCCCAAAGCACUAAACAGCAAUAAAACAAAAUACCACAGUACUUUUCUAAACACCUGUUUGUCUCUAUACACUGCAAAGUAUUCCUGAUCCAUGAGAUAACUGUGUGCAAUGUCGAAAGUUGAUUUUGAGGUAAUUGAUCUACUCUUUUAAUAGUUUUAAAAAUGUUGCAAAUUCAUGAAGGUAAUGAAAAUCCCUGAAAUUAUCACAUUUAUUUUAAGACGAAAGAUUAUUUGUUCAAGGUGAUUACCCUUUAAGCUCGGAUAGACCCACAAGAAAAAACAAUAAUUGUCAAAAUAUGAAUAACUACAGUCUUGACCAACACAAAUUAGGUAUUGUUUGAAAGCCUAUAAGCUCUACUUUUCAAUGCAUGCAGACAUUAUAACCAAAACUGAAAAAAUACUUUGAAAUUUUAUAUAUAAAAUUGCACUGUACAUAUUAUUGCUAUCAGUAAAAACAUCAGACUCAUCAAAUAGUCAUGUGUCAUAUGUUGUUGGAAAGCUCUCAAUGAGUACAAUACAACCAGCCUUUUUGUACUCUGAGACACAAAUAUAGCGAGUAAUAGCUAAGAGUCUCUGAAUGUAUCAUAAUCGGUCACACAUUUUUCUUUACAGUGAUACCAAACCCUUGAUCCUCCUUGUUUGUUUUUCUUCAAGUUAUAAGCCUUUAAUUUUUGGUAUGCCACUGAAUUAGGAAAUCUUUUAAAAACACAGGCAGAGCUUAAAGGGUUCAAAACAGUCCAAUACGUGAAAGGAUGUAAUUUGGGGUUAAAAGCCCCCUGUUGCAGGGCUUAAAGGCCCCUACAAAACACAUUGUUUUUCUUAAAUGGGGCAAAUUGAUUUGUUAUGAAAAUGUUCAAAAUGGGCUCACAUUCACUGAUCCAAUAACAAUGGAGAGUCAUUUGUGUAUAGAAUACUUGAGAUGUUAUGAAUUGCCAAAUGUGAUUGAAAUUAACAGGAAAUGGUGCACAUUUUCAUGUGGUUAAUUUGAAUAAGUAUUAUCUUAAUUUUCUACUCAAAAAAGCAUCUAGCAGUCUCAAAAAUAUUUGUCUAAUUUGACAAAUUGUGCCCUAUAGCUACUGCCCCAAUAUUUACACAAUGUAACUAUAACCUACCUGGGGCAUUUUUACGCCAAACUCAUCACCUUUUUUAAAAAAUAAUCAUUUUAAAGAAAACAACCUUUCAUUAGAACUUUUUCCUUGAGGUGUGCCUUUACCCCAUUGUACCCUACUGUAAAAUUUAAAAACUCUAGGACAUGUCAAGACUUCAGACCAUGUCGUUAUCUACUUCAUGACAAAUUGGCCAGUUUUGUGGCUCAAAUGGAUGUUUGUACAGUAUAUUUGGUUGUUAAGUGAGUUUGUUUUGAAUGUAUAGAAACAAUAUGUGAGCUCUAUAUUUCUGGUUAUUUGAUGUGUUUAAAUGUCAGGCGUGAUGUAAAGCUGCCAAUCUAGAAUGCUACAUUAGGCUGGUGUGAAGUUAGUUGGCAGAUAUUGGUUUGUCGUUAGCAUAAGGGAAAUUACAUACAUUAUGAGAGAGCUUUUCUCUGUAAUGUCAAAGAAAUGGCUCGUUUGAGCCUGCGAUGUUUGGUAUUACAUUUUUGACCAUUUUCUUUGCUCAGAAACCGGUUAUUUUUAUACCUACUUUAUUGUAGAAACUAUUUUAACCUCUUUUUGGAGAUAUUUUGCUUGAAGGGUGCUGUCACAUAUUUGAAUGGGAAAGAACUGUGAACUUGAACUGGAAAAAAAGAGCUUUCCAUGACUCAUCUUCAUCUCUGUACAAUACUAAUUUAGCUUGUUGUUGUCUCCAUAUUACUCUAUUUAUGUGAAAAUUGAUUUUUUUUUCACCAUACCUCCUUUUCUUUCUUUUCUUUUUUUUUUUGAAUAUUAAUUUAUUAUUUUUUUCAAGGUUAUAUCUCAAAGGUUUUCUCAGUUAAAAUCAUUGCGUAUGUUAACAUGUAACAUGUUGCAACAUAUGUCAUGUAACAUGUUGCAACAUAUGUUUGUUUCUUUUAUCUCAUAUCUUUUCCAGAAUAAAACAUAUGUGCAGACCACGUACUAUUAUAACAUGAUAGGCUGUAGAGAUAUUAAUAAGAGUCAUAAUAAUGCAAUGUUUUGUACAUAUACAAUUGUACAUUCCUGUUGUACUUUCACUAUAACAAUGCAUAUUGGAAUACAAAUUUGGUCAGUACAGGACUUCCGAUAAUGAUUUCAUAAAGCCUUUAGGGAAUAUAAGCCAUAUUAGCAAACAUUACCACUCAAAAUUCUAUUUUGUGUGAUUCCAAAAUUCAUCAAUUAUAUAGAUUAGGCAUACAUUUAUAGUUCAUAAUAAAUGUAUCAUUCAAAAAUGUAAUCUGUUUUGGGUAAAGUAACAAAAAAUUAUUUUAAUAAGCAUUAAAUGUACAAGAUAAAGCUGGCAAGUGCAGUGUCUUUUUGAUAGGGAUCCCCUACAAUAUUCUAUUUUUCACUGUAAAAUAUUACAAAUAAGGCUUGGCAUAUCAUACAUUGUUUCUAAUAAACGGAAAUACUAAAUCUAUACCAAAAAAUAUGCCUCUAAAUGUACUUCUAUCUGAAAGUUGCAUAAAGUGGUGAGGUAAAUUGGUAGUUGUGCCUUGUGAUUUGUAUUUAAAAGCACAUUAUUUUCCUUAUUGUUACUGUCGAUUUUAUCAAGCAGUGGGACCUCACCCCUUUAAAAUUUAAAAACUUUUAAGGAAUAUUCCGGGUUCAAUACAAGUCAACCUCAAUCAACAGCAUUUGUGGCAUAAUAUUGAUUACCACAAAACAUUAUUUUGACUUGCCCCUCCUUUUCUUAAAAAAAGAACAAUAGAAGUGAAUUUGGCCAAUCCGUAAACGUUAAAAUACUCACUAUUUCAAAAGUAUAGCCACAAGACAUAAUAUGCGUGUUAACGUGAUUUCAGUGUGAUGAAAUCACUUACUAACUUUUUAAAGUUAUAUCCGAUUUUACAACUUCGUUUUCACGAGGACGUAAUGUCACCAAACACUAAAACGACUGUAAAAAUGACAAUUUAAACAACAUUAGAAUUAAUGAACAGAAUAAUUUGUGUAAGUGUUUUUAUGGAAUUAUUACCUUCACAUUUCUGCCUUUAAACCCUCCAAAAAUUGGCCCCAUUCACUUCCAUUGUAUGUGCAUCACUAUAACCUCCAUUUUUGGAGUCAAAAUAAUUUUUUGUGGUAAUCAAUACUAUGUCACAAAUGCUGUUGACUGAGCUUGUAUUGAACCCGGAAUAUUCCUCCAUAUUUAGUUGUACUUCUUUAAUCCUUUAACUUAUUAUUAUAUUUCCUAAUGUGCCAUAAUGAAUAGCACAAUAUUUAUUAUGUCAUUCUUAUGGCAAGCUACUUUAAUGUGUCAGUUCAACUGACAAAAAUUGUGUUAUACAGUAGGAGUGUGGUUUGUUGUGAAAGUCUCUUUUUUGUUUAAAAUUCUCAUGAUUGACAGACAGUUGAUGUUGGAUGUAAAGUUGAAAUAAAUUAUUAGCUACUGCUGAAAUAUUAAUGGUGACAAUUUUUAAAGACUCAUAGAUAUUUGCUUUUUUUGGGGCAUUUCUACACUUGCAGCUAUGUUUAUGUAAAUGUGCUGCUAUAUAUCAAUAAAAUAGUU